UUUUAUUUGUGUGAUAUUCAGUGAUAUCCUGUUUCGUAUUCAGACUGAUUCAGACAUUAGUACAUACCUUACUGUAUAGAUUAUUUGUUUAUGUUGGAACUAAUUGAAAGUAUUGAAAUGUAAUGAAUAUUUUUCAUGCAUUGUGUCAUUUAGUUUAAACCUCAUGAAUUGACCCAUCAAACUAAUAAUUUUUUGCAAUGCUAUAGUUCGGCAGUGAAAUGCUCCAUUCUGUGCUACACAAAUGCCAAGCCAUUUUUUUAUGAAGAAUAAUGAGUGGCGUUCCUCAAGAAUUUUCAUACUCUUCUAUACUCUACUGUGCAUAAAAAUGAGAUGGAGGUUGGAACAUCAGUUGAGUUGGAGGCUUGUGAAGAUGAAUCUAUACUGAUACAAACUGUAAAGAAUAUAGUUCAAGAGAAUGAAGAAAAUGAAGAAGCUCCGGAGGAAUAUUUUGUGGUGACAAAUAUCCAGAAUGACCAGAAUGGUCAAAUAGAAGUUACUAAUACAAAAGUGAUUGAUACAAUUAGUCACCCUGAAGAGAAUUCAAAUUGGAUGGAUAUGUGCAGAGUUUGUGCUAAUUUAAAUGACCAUCUAAUCCCGAUUUUCGAGGGUGAGGGUGCUGAGCAUGAGCUAUGUAACAAAAUUCAUAAAUACCUCCCUAUUCAUGUAUCUGAAACUGAUAAUUUGCCACUCCAGCUGUGUUACCACUGUGCAGCAACACUUUUAGCAUGGCACGAAUUGGCUGAAGGAUGCUUGGAUGCUGAACGUCGUCUUCUUCAAAUGCAAGAAGAAUUUCAACAUAAACAACAGCCACAUGAUGAGCAGCAGAAUCAUAUGAAAGGAGAUCUGAAUGAGGAGACAAUUGUCAAUGAUACUGAAAGGUUUGGCGCCCCAAGGAAGAAAUCCUUUGCGGCAUACCGUUCAGCUCAAACGGCACUUUUAUCCAGAAAUAGUCCCGCACAAUUGAAUCGAAAAUGCGCGGAUCCUGGAGAGCAGGAAGUGACUGAUCCCUUAGCCCAAACCGGAGAGUCUGACGAAGUUAAAGUAGAAGUGCUGACAUACGACGAGAGUAGUCUGAAUUCGGUGGAUGGAAGCACCGACUCAGAGUACCAACCGGAAAGUAGAGGAACGCAUAUCCAAAGAAGAAAUCCUACUCGGACAAUUGCACGAAAUUCUGUGAUAUCCAACGAGCAUGUCUCGAAAGAAGCUAAGACGAUGCACCCUUGUGAAAAAUGUGAUCGAGUUUUCAAAAGGGAAUUUCAUUAUAAGCGGCACGUGGCAAACUGCCACGAGAAAUUCGUGACAAGAAGCGACAGCGAGGACUACACUGAAAGUAUUAAUGCGGAAUCUUCACAAAAGACCAAGCUCGUUGAAAUCGAGGAACCGAAUGUUACUGAAGAAGAAAGUGAAACUGAUGACAAGAGUGUUGAUUGGGAAGCAUGCACUAAGUCUAGAAGAAGGAGACUUCAGUCAUAUCCUUGCAUGCAUUGUGAUUAUACGGCUAAGAAAAAGAAGUUACUUGAAUUACACAAUAUGGAAUACCACCCAGAAUUGUCAAUUAAGAAACAAAGUAAAAAGCCGAGAAACAUAGACAAAGAGACUGUAAAACGUGCAAGAAUGGAAGUGAAUGGAAGAGUUUAUUAUCAUUGUAACGAAUGUGGUAAAAAUCUUUAUUCCCCUUAUACAUUUUCUUGGCAUAUGAGAAUUCACACUGGUGAACGUCCCUUUACUUGCCAUCUUUGCGGAAAACAAUUCCGUGUCAAUCAGGGGUUGGCAAGACAUCUACGCGAGACUCAUGCGGGUAUCAAGAAGUUUCCUUGUGAUAUUUGCGGUCGUAUGUUUUCUACAAAACGUAACGCUGAGGAUCACAGACGAAUACAUACUGGCGAGAGACCAUACGUCUGCAACAUAUGUGGAAAAGCAUUUAAACAAAAGGCUUCGCUGUUUGUGCAUAAUCGCACGCAUACUGACUUUUUUCCAUUCAAAUGUAGCUAUUGCGAUCAAGGCUUUCGUACCAGACCACCUCUAAUGGUGCAUAUCACUAAGCACACUGGUGAAAAACCCCAUGCAUGUGACAUAUGUGGUCGCCGGUUCCGCAUAAAAUAUGAACUAAAGCGACAUCGACUGAUACACUUUGAUGAGAAACCUUGGCAAUGUACAGACUGUGGGCUCUCUUUCCGCCAAAAGCGUUAUUUAGUUAAUCAUAAAAAACUGAAUCACAACACAAUUCCUUCAUUGCCUACGCACGAGUAACACCGAAUAUCUCUUUUCAGGUAUUCUUGUCAAGGUGCUAAACUCAUGCCAAUGUGCAGGCGGGGAAAGUUGCAUAUUAAAGAAGAAAUACAGCGAUUAGAAGUUGUUAACUGUGGCAAUAAAAUCAUCGCGGUUAAUAACAAGGAAAGAUCUGUGAAGAAAUAUAACAAAAAUAAAAUCAUAGAAGAUGAAGCAUCCAGCAAAGAGAAAUUCAAGAGGCCAAGCAACACUGUUGAUAUUGAGCAGAAAUCAAAACUUCAGACUGAACCUGAGGAACUAUCUUUAAAAAGUGAAGACGAACCGAAUCUAGAAAUGACGAAAGAGCUUAAGGUACAGAAUGAAAAAUCUAAA
Molecule: messenger RNA, 2601 nt
Organism: Cephus cinctus (wheat stem sawfly)
Lineage: Eukaryota; Metazoa; Arthropoda; Insecta; Hymenoptera; Cephidae
Product: zinc finger protein 2
Exons: 6
Coding region: 331-2250 (639 amino acids)
Biological process (GO): regulation of transcription by RNA polymerase II
Cellular component (GO): nucleus
Molecular function (GO): zinc ion binding; DNA-binding transcription activator activity, RNA polymerase II-specific; RNA polymerase II cis-regulatory region sequence-specific DNA binding
Source: RefSeq, a predicted model, not a curated record